Messenger RNA from Hibiscus syriacus, 1144 nucleotides. RefSeq lists its product as uncharacterized. Bases 140 to 832 code for a protein of 230 amino acids. Lineage: Eukaryota; Viridiplantae; Streptophyta; Magnoliopsida; Malvales; Malvaceae. The record is from RefSeq and is a predicted model, not a curated record. The transcript has 2 exons.
GUAGGUAGAAUAUAUUAGUUGAUCAAGUUGAUAAAAAGAAAGCAAGGGAAAAAAGGAUUCUGGGGUGCCGUCUCACCAGCUAAGCGAAGGGCUGGUAGUGUCGGGGAGGCCGUAGCAACUAAAAGAAAGGUAACCGACAAUGUCGUCACCAGCAGUACCGUACACAGGUGGUGACGUUAAAAAGUCCAUAGAGUUGGGUAAAAUGUUCGACAUCCCAGUGCUCGAUCAUUCCUCACCCACUGCUAUUCCUUCAAAUCUCAACUCCAAGCAGCACCCGCAGCUUCUGCAACCCUCAUGUGUUUCUUCUUCUCAGUCCAACAGCGGAUCCAUGCGAUCUGGGUCCAACUCGGGUACUAUCAGGAAAUCUUCUGGGACCAUUCCGCUUCAGCCUUCUGGGUUCAUCACUUCGGGUCCCCUCAACUCCGGUUCCAGGAGGUCAGGUCAGAUCGGUCAGGCGGAGGAAGCCGUUGCUGUGUCGGCGAAUGAUGGGUACGGUCCAGGAGUGACUACUCUUGGAGAAGGAGUGGGAAUUGGGUUUAGAGUGUCGAAGGCGGUGGUUUGGAUGGUGGUGGUGGUGGAAGCGAUGGAGUUGGUGGUGGGUGCGUUUCUAAUGGUGGCUGUGAAGAAGGUGGUGGUUCUUGGGGCUGUGGGUGCGCUGGUGGUACCCAUGGGAUUGGGAUUAGUUUGGAAUUGUAUUUGGGGAAGGAAAGGCUUGUUGGGGUUCGUGAAGAGCUACCCAGAUGCUGAGCUUAGUGGCGCUGUUGACGGCCAAUAUGUUAAAGUUACAGGGGUUGUCACCUGUGGACAGAGUCAGGUUUUUCUGGGGUCUUGAAAUGAACAUAUUUGGAUGCUCUUAAAGCAGAUUCUAAGGACAACCCACAUUUGUUCUUGAGGUAUGAAACUGUAAAUGAAUGCGCAUUUGAAGAACUGGAGAGGCGUCUGAGAAUUGUUAGAGACUGAAAUUCCUAAAAGACUGCGACUUUGUGUGGUCCUCCCAUGGAGAAUUGUUUUGCAGAGAAAGUAAAACAUGGGAAAGUGUAAUUAAGUUAAAAAGACAAGGGAUUUACCUGGUUUUGGGUAGAGAAGAAAAUGGAUUUCUUCUCUGAAAUUUGAAUGGAGGCAGCUUCUGGGUUUUAAGGAAGAA